Messenger RNA from Caenorhabditis angaria, 5726 nucleotides. The record is from the annotation of a GenBank genome assembly. NCBI's taxonomy places the organism in Eukaryota, Metazoa, Nematoda, Chromadorea, Rhabditida, Rhabditidae.
AUGACUAUUCCAACUACAAAAAUCCGCCAGAAAAAAGUGAGUUAAUUUUUUUUUUCAAAAAAUUUUUGAUUCAAAUCCAUUUUGACAAUGAAAAUUGAUACUUUUUUUCGCCCCUAAAAAAAAAGAAAAAGGAAAAAUAAAUAUUUGUGGGAAAGUGAUUUUUGGCGCGAAAAAUCAAACGAUUUUUUUUUGUGUAAUAAAAUUUUUUGAAACAUUAAAAAUGAACUUUUUGAAGCCAUUUUUUGAGCUAAAAUUUAAAAAUUCAAAUUUCGCGCAAUUUUUUCUCUGUCUUCUCUGCGUCUCUUAUAAGUCUAGAUUAUCUAGACAGUUAUUUUCCUCUGCGUCUCUAACACGUUCUCUUUCUCUAACCUAUGCUAUUGCUCUGCGUCUCUAACCUAAAAGUUAUCUUUAUUUCUCUGCGUCUCUAACACGCCGAGAUUUUUUGGCCCCAUAAUUUUUAUUCAAAUUUUUCCCACGUCCUCUUUUUUUGCUUCGAAAUUGCCUUCGUCACGAAAAAAACUCUAUCUUUUUCAUUUUUUUUCGCAAGAAAAAGCUGGCCGAAAUUCGAUUUUCCCCCAAGAGACGAGACUUCGAUUCUUUUUUGUUUUUUCAGAAAAAAAAUUGUGUGAUUCAUUUUUUGAUUGGAAAAAAAAUGAGAAAUGAGGAAUUUAAUAAAAAAAAUAUUUUCUAUCACGUUAGAAAAACACAUUUUUUCUCAUUUCCAAAAUUUUUUGACUCAAAAACCACGUAAUUUUUUUUUGAAAAAGCUCUCUAGGCUCGGCUACUUGACAACUAGGAUUUCUAGGCUCGGCUACUUGACAACUAGGAUUUCUAGGCUCGGCUACUUGGCAUAGAUGAUCUCAAGGUGUGGUGCCUUGCCAGAAAAGGAUUCUAGAUGCGGGUACUUAAGAACCAUGCUCUCUAGGCGCGGCUACUUGACAACUAGGAUUUCUAGGCUCGGCUACUUGACAACUAGGAUUUCUAGGCUCGUCUACUUGACAACUAGGAUUUCUAGGCUCGGCUACUAGACAACUAGGAUUUCUAGGAUCGGCUACUUGACAACUAGGAUUGGUAGGCGCGGCUACUUGAAAACUAGGAUUUCUAGGCUCGGCUACUUGACAACUAGGAUUUCUAGGCUCGGCUACUAGACAACUAGGAUUUCUAGGAUCGGCUACUUGACAACUAGGAUUUCUAGGCUCGGCUACUAGACAACUAGGAUUUCUAGGCUCGUCUACUUGACAACUAGGAUAUCUAGGCUCGGCUACUUGACAACUAGGAUUUCUAGGCUCGGCUACUAGACAACUAGGAUUUCUAGGAUCGGCUACUUGACAACUAGGAUUGGUAGGCGCGGCUACUUGAAAACUAGAAUUUCUAGGCGCGGCUACUUGACAACUAGGAUUUCUAGGCUCGGCUACUUGACAACUAGGAUUUCUAGACUCGGCUACUUGACAACUAGGAUUUCUAGGCUCGGCUACUAGACAACUAGGAUUUCUAGGAUCGGCUACUUGACAACUAGGAUUUCUAGGAUCGGCUACUUGACAACUAGGAUUUCUAGGAUCGGCUACUUGACAACUAGGAUUUCUAGGGUCGGCUACUUGACAACUAGGAUUUCUAGGCUCGGCUACUUGGCAUAGAUGAUCUCAAGGUGUGGUGCCUUGCCAGAUAGGAUUUCUAGGCUCGGCUACUUGACAACUAGGAUUUCUAGGCGCGGCUACUAGACAACUAGGAUGUCUAGGAUCGGCUACUUGACAACUAGGAUUGGUAGGCUCGGCUACUUGACAACUAGAAUUUCUAGGCUCGGCUACUUGUCAUAGGAAUUUUCAAGGUGUGGUGCCUUGCCAGAAAAGGGUUCUAGAUGCGGGUACUUAAGAACCAUGCUGUCUAGGCUCGGCUACUUGACAACUAGGAUUUCUAGGCGCGGCUCCUUGAAAACUAGAAUUUCUAGGCUCGGCUACUUGACAACUAGGAUUUCUAGGCUCGGCUACUUGGCAUAGAUGAUCUCAAGGUGUGGUGCCUUGCCAGAAAAGGAUUCUAGAUGCGGGUACUUAAGAACCAUGCUCUCUAGGCUCGGCUACUUGACAACUAGGAUUUCUAGGCUCGGCUACUUGGCAUAGAUGAUCUCAAGGUGUGGUGCCUUGCCAGAAAAGGAUUCUAGAUGCGGGUACUUAAGAACCAUGCUCUCUAGGCUCCGCUACUUGACAACUAGGAUUUCUAGGCUCGGCUACUAGGCAUAGAUGAUCUCAAGGUGUGGUGCCUUGACAACUAGAAUUUCUAGGAUCGGAUACUUGGCAUAGAUGAUCUCAAGGUGUGGUGCCUUGCCAGAAAAGGCCUCUAGAUGCGGGUACUUAAGAACCAUGCUCUCUAGGCUCGGCUACUUGACAACUAGGAUUUCUAGGCUCGGCUUCUUGACAUUAAAGCUCUCUAGAUGCAGCUCCUUACAAUUUUAGCCAACUUGUGACUCAAAAAAUUCCAAAUUCCAAUAUUUUCAGAUGAAAUUCGACGAAUUCCUCUUCACCUAUUUGGGUGAAAUGGGAAAAUACCAAAAAAUCCAAUUUCUACUGGUUUGUCUUCCAACAAUUGUUGUCUCAAUGCAUGCAUUAAGUUGGACUUUUGCCUCAGUUGACACGCCAUUUCGAUGUAAACUUGAAUUCGAUAAAAAUCUGGAGUAUUUUACGCCAAACUUGAAAUUCUCGAAAUGUUUGGAUAGCAGUGAUAAGGAAGUUAGUAUCAAGGAUUAUAAGAAGGAUGGAGUUUCGGUAAGUUGGGGGAAUCUAUAGGUCUAGAACAACAUCCCAUUCUUCCAGUGCUACUACAAUGAAAAAUGUCAAGAUCAAAAAAAUCGCACAUGUUCCGAACACGUUUUCGAUCACAGUAAAGUCAAAUACACGGCAACUGAAAGAUGGGAAAUCACAUGUGAUCGAGGAUGGAUCAAGGCAACAAUUCAAGCCGCUUAUUAUGUCGGACAAAUGGCCGGUUCGAUGACAUUUGGUGUACUUGGUGAUAAAAUCGGACGAAAAAAAGUGUUCUUUUUGGCGAUUAUCAUUCAAAUCAUCAGUGCCUAUACCAUUGCUUUGGCACCAUUUUGGUGGUUGUAUGCUCUAGCGAGAGCUGGAACCGGAUUUUCGCAUCCAGGAAUAUUUGUGAUUGCUGUUGUUAUUGGAAUGGAAUUGGUUGGACCGCAAUAUCGGAAAUUGGCGUCGGUUAUAACGGGAUUGUUUUUUGCGUUGGGGCAGGUGUUUUUGGCGAUUGAGGCCAUAUUUUUUACCGAUUAUCGCAUUUUACAUGUUGUUAUUGCGACGCCGGCACUUUUGUUUUUGUCGUAUUGGUGGUGAGUUAGCGGAAGUCUCAUUUGCAAGCCUCAUUUUGCUAGAGAGAUUAGGGAAUCAGAGAAACUAGAAGGUUAGAGAGUGUACGAUGUUAAGAGACGCAGAAAGGUAGCGAAACUACAACACUCCGCAAUUACGCUCUGUAUAGAUAGGGUGACGAAGUUAGAGACGCAGAGGGUGGAACCAUAUGUAGAUAACAUGAUAAAGUGAGAGACGCAGAGAAACUAGAAGGUUAGAGAGUGUACGAUGUCAAGAGACGCAGAGAGGUAGACAAACUAUUUAUAAAUUUACGAGAGCUCGCGAAACUACAACACUCCGCAUUUACGAUCUGUAUAGCUAGGGUGGCGAAGUUAGAGACGCAGAGGGUAGAACCAUAGAGAGCUAAACAUAUAAGAUAGUAUGGGGAACUGAGAGACGCAGAGAAGUAAGAUGGUUAGAGAAGAGACGGAAAUCAAUUUAGACAGUGCAGAAAUUGACGAGACGCAGAGAGGACAGUCAAAACAAGAACUCUCGCUUCUCUCGGUCAUAGAAAGAUGAGAGACGCAGAGAAACUAGACAGACUAGAGACGCUGAGUGUUGAGCCCCAUGUAGAUAGUACAAGAGACGCAGAGAAGACAGACAAAACAAGGCUUCUCUCGCUCAAAAUAUCACAGAAAGAGAAGCAGAGAAACUAGAGAGAGUACACCAGAGACGCAGAGACGUAGAUAAGUGUAGAGAGUACAAGAGAGGCGCAGAAUCAACGAGACCCAGAGAAACCAGGCAAGACAAGCUAGAGACGCAGAGAAAUCGACAAGCUAGAGACGCAGAGUGUCCUAUUUCCAGGCUAGUGCCCGAAUCAGCCCGCUGGCUCGUCUCCCAAAAACGCUACACCGAAGCGGAUCAAGUGCUCCAAAAAGCGGCCAAAGUGAACGGCGCAACUUUGCCCGAUCAAUGGUGGGAACAAUUGGAUGAUAAUCAACCAGCUACAACAAGUUCUGCUGAAGAAGCAGAAGAGAUUCCGAAGAAGGCGUUGAGCGGCGCGGAUUUGUUCAAAACUCCCGAAUUGCGAAAGAGAACGUUGGUGGUCUUUUUCUUAUGGUAAGUUAACUGUUUAAUCUGAGCAAUCAUCUCAACCCUUUUCCUAGGCCCGUCAUCUCAAUGGUCUACUACGGUAUGGCAAUGAAGGCCAAUGUUUUGGGUGGCGACAUCUACACUUCUUCGAUUUUCGCAGCUCUCGUUGAAAUCCCCGCCCUCUUUGUUGUCUAUUUACUCAUCGAUCGAAUCGGUCGCCGAUUGCUUUUAGCUGGCGGAUUAUUUAUCGCUGGAGCGUGUUUGAUUCUGAAUUGGUUGAUGGGAACAAAUGUGCCGUUGGCUGUUGCGAUUGCACAAAUGAUGGUGACGAAAGGAGCUAUUACUGGGGUUUAUGCGGCCAUUUAUACGUAUUCACCGGAACUUUUUCCAACGGUUGGUGAACCGGGGGGGGGCACGCGCUCCACCGAAAUAAACACGCAACGCAGACCGCGUCGCGCCACAACACACACGGGAGGGAAUUUGAAUCGUUUCCUUAUUUGUGUGUGUUGUGGUGCGACGCGGUCUGCGUUGCGUGUGGAGCGCGUGGCGCCGAUGAGAUAUUCGAUAAUAGUUUUUGUUUGGUGCCACGUGGCAAAUUGAAAUUUUUUUUGUUCGAAAAAAUACGAUUUUCAUACGUAGAAAUACGCACUUUUCAAAAAUAAAAAAAACAAAAAUUGAAAAAUUGAAAAAUUAAUUUUUGCAAAUUUAGAUUCUGCAGGUUUUCAACGGAAUUUUCCAGAAAAAUUCAAAUUUUCAAUGAAAAUACCAGAUUAUCUUGGUAAUUUAAAGUUGCCACGUGGCAGUUUAAAAUUCGUCAGUUUUAAAUCAAUUUUCAUAUAACUUUGUGCUGAUGCCACGUGGAAAACUCAGAUUUUUCAAGCUUUCUGAAUUUAAAACCACAUUUUCUAGAAUAAUUUUAGAUGCCACGUGACAAAUUGAAAAUUUCUCAUUAAAAAUCGAUAUUCAAAGUCACUGCUACGUCACUGCCCAAAAGUCUAGACUUGCAAAUUUCGAAUUUCCCUGCCUCUCUCACUUUCCCACACUAUUUCCCACUAAUUCUUGCAGACAAUCCGCAACACCGCAAUGGGUUUCUGCUCAACAAUCGCAAGAGUCGGCGCAAUUGCCGCCAGCUACGUUUCAAUGUGGAUUGCCGAGCGUUUCGGCAAAGUGUUCAUGAUAAUUCCAUUCGGCAGUUUGGCGGUGAUCGCCGCACUUUUAACCCUAUUCUUCUUGCCCGAGACAAUGGGAAAACCAUUGCCGGAAUCGGUUGAGGAAAUUGAAGCUGGUGAUGGAUAUCAAUCCGGGCAGGAAUUACAACCACUUUCCGGGAAGACUGAGGAAACUGCAUAA